This is a messenger RNA of Saccostrea cuccullata (small rock oyster), 412 nucleotides long. RefSeq names its product serine protease inhibitor Cvsi-2-like. The coding region runs from base 87 to 326 and encodes 79 amino acids. The record is from RefSeq and is a predicted model, not a curated record. Lineage: Eukaryota; Metazoa; Mollusca; Bivalvia; Ostreida; Ostreidae. The transcript is spliced from 3 exons.
CUAUAACAAUAACCGCUCGAAAGUAAAGUCUGAUAAGACCUAAACUAAACUGUAAAUCAUUGAAUAGGAGUGUUACCGACAGUGUGAUGAAAUUAUUUAUCAUAUUGGCUCUUUUCUUUGUCACAGUGUUCUGUGAAAACUGUAACCAUGACGACGACUGUCACCUAGUUCACUGCUCAACGGGUUCAGUCAACUGUAUCCACAGAAUCUGUACCUGUACCGAAAACACCGGUCAAAUGUGUACCGGCCAAGAUGACUGCGGCUUUCACUGUUUCCAUGGCCGCCCUCACUGUGUAGAUGGCGUCUGUCACUGCUAUGGAGACUAGGACAUGUCAUUCUGACUUUCAAUGAAUCAUAUUUUUAAAAGGAUUAAAUCUCACAAACAAAACAUGUGUUAUAUUUUACCAUACCA